Molecule: messenger RNA, 546 nt
Organism: Aspergillus uvarum CBS 121591
Lineage: Eukaryota; Fungi; Ascomycota; Eurotiomycetes; Eurotiales; Aspergillaceae
Exons: 1
Coding region: 1-546 (181 amino acids)
Source: RefSeq, a predicted model, not a curated record
AUGAUCCUGGAGCUCCUCCCCCCUCCAGCCCUAGUGUGUCUCCUCCUAACAUGCCGCGGUCUCUACCACCACAAAGUCUACAACGCCACCAUCCGAAACCUCCGCCCCCAAUUCAAAUUCACCUCCGACAUAGUGAAUAACAACCAGAAGAGAGGCUAUGAUCGGCCCACGAUCUACCGCAAGGCCCUCCUCCGCCAACUCCAAGACGAUCGCUGGGCCUACUGCUUCGCAUGCUUCAAGCUCCAUCCGCGGAGCGAAUUCGACAGCCACAGCUGCCACCGCCGAUGGGCCCCUAUUCUCCCGCCCGCGACCAGCGCCGUGUGCGCCGCGCAGGCGGGCAUCGUCGACCUCUGCCCCUGCAUCAGCCUCACCGCGCGCCACCAGAUGCGGAUCGCCCGCUACCUGGCGAAGGAUGAGUCCGACCCUCGAGACAACCGCCAGUAUCCCGCCAUCGACGCGGACCCCCGCUUCCGGGUCAUCAAGACCGGGCCCACCACCCGCGGCCUCGUCCACGACUGCGUCAUCCCCCCCCGGCUGGCGGGGUGA